Molecule: messenger RNA, 867 nt
Organism: Bipolaris oryzae ATCC 44560
Lineage: Eukaryota; Fungi; Ascomycota; Dothideomycetes; Pleosporales; Pleosporaceae
Exons: 2
Coding region: 1-867 (288 amino acids)
Source: RefSeq, a predicted model, not a curated record
AUGCCAGGCUCGGAAUAUUCCAAUGCAAAGCAGAACGUAGAGGCUUUCCGCAUUGCUGGUCUCCCGCCGGACUUUUACUACAUUCCCAACUUCAUUAGUGUUGAAGAGGAAACUUCCAUCCUACAAAAGAUCCCAGCUCAGCGAUGGACGUACCUGUCUCACCGUCGCCUCCAAGCGGUUCCGUCUACACUAACUAAAAACAAUACGCUACUGGCAUCACCUUUACCCAUCUACCUGACAACACCUAUUAUAGACCGCUUCCGGGAUCUGGGCAUCUUCGAUCAUACUCCGCACGAGCAGCCAAACCAUGUACUGGUCAACGAGUACAAGCCCGGCCAGGGCAUCAUGCCGCAUGAAGACGGCGACGCGUACGCACCCGUAGUCGCAACCGUCAGUCUUGGCGCCCCGAUCUGUCUGGACAUCCUACCCAAGCCCUCCGCCUCCGCCUCCGCCUCGGCAGCCGACGACGCAGACGUAACCACCAGUAAUCACGCCCAGGAAAGUCAUGACGAAGCCAAGAGCCUCUCCCCCGCUACUCCCACUCCCAUUACUCCGAACAUUAUGAUUACCACGCGCACGCUUCCGACCCGCAUCUUCCAGGAACCGCGAUCCCUGCUCGUCACGACGGGCUCUGCAUACCGGCAUGUCAUGCAUGGGAUUGCGGAGUGUGAAACAGACGAGGGGAUGUGUGAGGCGAGCGUGGCGAAUUGGGAUUUGCUGGGUGAUAAGGCGAUGCUGGAGGCCAACGGGGGAGUGAGUACCAGGGGCGUGAGGAUUAGCUUGACGUACAGGGAUGUGCUCAAGGUUAGUACGGCUGCGAGUAAGGUGCUGGGUGGUUUGGGGGGGAGCCGGCGGCGGGGAGGGUGA